Penicillium robsamsonii is the source of this 801-nucleotide messenger RNA. It is a transcript of the gene horA, whose product is annotated as ubiquinone biosynthesis protein COQ11. Gene Ontology annotation, cellular component: mitochondrion. The transcript has 3 exons. Lineage: Eukaryota; Fungi; Ascomycota; Eurotiomycetes; Eurotiales; Aspergillaceae. Gene Ontology annotation, molecular function: protein-containing complex binding. The record is from RefSeq and is a predicted model, not a curated record. Bases 1 to 801 code for a protein of 266 amino acids.
AUGGACGGUUACAUCAUUGAGGUAGCUUUCACGCCUAUCCGAUCUGGUGAACCCCGGUGGGAGACAGUCACCGAUUCUCGGGAACGACCCAGCUGGGCAGGCUCCGUGGAAUGGGCCAAGGCCGAUAUCCUCAAGCCAGAGAGCUACAAGUCACAUUUGAAUGGUGCUUCUGCUGUUGUCCACACAAUGGGCAUUCUCUUGGAAGCCGAUUACAAGGGCGUUGUGCAAGGGAGAGAGCCAAUCUUCAGCGGCCUUCAACGAGCCUUCAGUACAUCUAAGCUUGGGAGCCAGAACCCUCUAACUAGACAAGCGGGCGAGGCUUUGGAGCCAAAGGAGAAAGAUGGGCAGUUGACCUAUGAACUGAUGAAUCGAGAUUCGGCAAUUGCACUAGCCCAAGAGUCCACCAAUGAGCAUGUUCCGGCCUUCGUUUAUAUCUCUGCGGCGGCCGGGGCACCGCUUCUGCCGGCUAGGUACAUCAGUACUAAAAGGGAAGCAGAGGCUACUAUCACAUCCACCCUCCCGAACCUACGAAGCAUCUUCAUACGCCCGGGCUUCAUGUACGACUCGAGUCGGAAGUUCACGCUGCCAAUUGCAAUGGGUGGCUUUGUUGCCUCGGAGUUCAACACAUUCCUCGGGAAUAAACUUGGCUUCCUCGGGUCUAUGGCCGAAAAGCCCCUCAAAGUCGAUGUUGUGAGCGAAGCAGUGGUCGAAGCAUUGGAGGAUGAGUCCACCAAGGGUGCAGUCGGAACAAAACAGAUUGAGGCACUUGCAACAAAAGCCUGGCGAAAGACGAUGCUUUAG